CACACUUUAUGUUUCUAAAGUGGCGGGACAAUUGGCUUCAUGUUUCGUUUUAUUGCGUUUGGAAGUUAAAAUGCCAGUAUGGCCUCCAUUGACGAGGGCUCGCGCGUUGAGCGGAGAUUCUGCGCACUCGGCAGCCACACGCUGCGGAAGCCGUACCGUCAACUGAACAACAAAUAUUUGGUGCGCUUCGCCUGUCUGCUGAACAGCGAGAUUCGGGUGGGCAACCUCAUCUGCUGCAAGUGCUACACGGACCUGGUGCGACUAUAUCGGAAGAAGAACGACAAUGCCAAACGGCACAAGAUGGCCAGGGAGACUGCCGCGAGCAUUACGGACGUAAGCGGCAGUCAGUCGUCGUCGCACCAAAGGUCCACUUCGUCUGCGUCCUCUUUGCGGGAAUUGCAGGCUUCUAGCCAAAGUUCCGAGUUCGGUGCCUCUUACAGUGAGGGCAUUGUGACUGCCGAUGACGCGCUGUGCUCCCAGAGAAGCUUAAGUCACGAUUCAGACAACGUACCCACUACCAGCGCUGCAGCGAUCCAAAAACGCCAGCUUGCGAGGGCAAACGUAAUGGGGAAACCGUCGCAGAGGGUGAGCUUUGCCCAGACUACUUCGGAUAGCGAUGACUACGACCCCAAUUCGAAUCUUAGUUUGAACGCCGUGAAUGGCACUCGACUGCCCCACAUUCAGCCGAUUCCAAAGAGGCGUCCGACCGUCCUGGACAAGCCGUCCAUGGAUAUUUACUUGAUGGGAACCACAGGUGGUUAGUCGAUUUUUUAAGUUGUGACAAGAUAUGUUGAUGCUAGUUUCUAAGUUUCAUUUAAUUAGAUAUUUUUGUAUGCUGUAAUAAAGAAAGACACAGAUGUUAGUUUGGCAGGAGCCACUGAAAGAUGA
Drosophila mauritiana is the source of this 888-nucleotide messenger RNA. RefSeq lists its product as uncharacterized. The record is from RefSeq and is a predicted model, not a curated record. NCBI's taxonomy places the organism in Eukaryota, Metazoa, Arthropoda, Insecta, Diptera, Drosophilidae. Bases 79 to 762 code for a protein of 227 amino acids. The transcript has 2 exons.